Molecule: messenger RNA, 2856 nt
Organism: Chinchilla lanigera (long-tailed chinchilla)
Lineage: Eukaryota; Metazoa; Chordata; Mammalia; Rodentia; Chinchillidae
Gene: Phospho1
Product: phosphatase, orphan 1
Exons: 6
Coding region: 1057-2088 (343 amino acids)
Biological process (GO): bone mineralization involved in bone maturation
Molecular function (GO): phosphatase activity
Source: RefSeq, a predicted model, not a curated record
GGUCACCCCACCCCUUCCCAUCUUCAGGCCCAGGGCGGCUCAGCCAAGCUGCUUUCUGACUCAGACCAUCAGGGAAAGCGGAGAAAGCUGGAAGAUGAGCAGGGCAGGCGUGGUGGCGCACGCCUGUCAUCCCAGCACUCAGGAGGCUGAGGCAGGAAGAUUGCUGUGAGUCCGAAGUCAGCUUCAACUACAUAGUGAGACGUCCGCUCAAAGCUUUCAACAUGGUGAGGAACAGGCACAAACUCCAGGCGGCCAGCAGCCACAGGAAGUGAUCCGCCCGCCCUCCCCUGCCCACCAUGGCAUUUGGAAACAGCCGCCAUUGCAUCAGACGGUCCGCUUUUGAAUUGAAGCUCUCCCCAGCACGACAUGACCCCGGCAAGCGGCUCAAUCUCUUGGAGUCUCCAUUUCCUUGUCCUCAAGCGGGGACAAUACUGCAGCCGCCGGUUAUUGUGAUGAUGAAGUAAGGAAACGCAAGAAGCACCAGCCGGGAGCCAGGACAUAGGGGGGCACUUGUUUCACUCAACGACAAACACAAAGCCGGAACCGGGCGUGGCGGCGCAGCCUGGAAUCCCAGCGACUCAGGAGGCUGAGGCAGGAGGAUCACUCUGAGGUCAAGCUGCCACCUCGCUGCCCUGAGACUGGACUCUCUCAGCUUGGCCACGGGCAGGGACAGCCCGGAGGUGCGUGACCCUUGUGUCUCUGGGACACUCAAGUUCCAGAUUCUUCCCUGGCACCAGGGCACGGAGCAUUGCCCCCGCUGGUCGGACAACAAACUCCCAGCUCGGAGGAAACUCAGGGAUCAAGAGGGCGAGCUCAGGAGAGCCCCGAGUUCAAACCCUGAUUUUGGUGCUGUGCAAGCCCCACGAUGAUAGCUUGGCCUCUCUGGGCCGCUGUCUUUCCUGUUUGCUGUGAGAGAGCAGCCUGGAGAUCUUGCCUCUCUGCUCUCUAACUCUUCGGCGACCACCAAAGGGUCGGAUCACUCAGGACAAAGCUACGGGAGGAGCUGACGACAGAAACCAGAGCCCCUAGAGCUGGUGCCCAGGUGACCCGGUGACCAUGAGUGCGUGUCUGCCAGUCACCAGCCUGCGAUGCCUGACCAGGGUGUGCCGUGGCCUGGCGCGGUUGGCUGCUACCUCCCCUCGCCCUCCUGCUGGCCGCUUGCUUCGGACUCUGGCAGCCCCACCCGCUGCCCCGCUCCUCCAGGGGAACUGGUCGUGGACGUGCCAGCGCCCCUGGCCGUGGCCUGCUAACCAGCUCCUUCGCGGCCGCCUUCCGCCGCGCCCCCUCUCGCUUGUCCCCUCCUCCUCCCCCUGUCCCCCCUGCUCCCAGGACGGCAGGAUGGCCGCACAGGGCGCGCCGCGCUUCCUCCUGACCUUUGACUUCGACGAGACCAUCGUGGACGAGAACAGCGACGACUCGAUCGUGCGCGCCGCGCCGGGCCAGCAGCUGCCCGAGAGCCUGCGCGCCACCUACCGCGAGGGCUUCUACCACGAGUACAUGCAGCGCGUGUUCCAGUACCUGGGCGAGCAGGGCGUGCGGCCGCGGGACCUGCGCGCCGUCUACGAGGCCAUCCCGCUGUCGCCGGGCAUGGGCGACCUGCUGCAGUUCGUGGCCAAGCAGGGCUCCUGCUUCGAGGUCAUCCUCAUCUCCGACGCCAACACCUUCGGCGUGGAGAGCAGGCUGCGCGCCGCCGGCCACCACGGCCUGUUCCGCCGCAUCCUGAGCAACCCGUCGGGGCCCGACGCGCGGGGACAGCUGGCCCUGCGCCCCUUCCACACGCACGGCUGCGGGCGCUGCCCCGCCAACAUGUGCAAGCACAAGGCGCUCGGCGACUACCUGCGCGAGCGCGCGCGCGACGGCGUGCACUUCGAGCGCCUCUUCUACGUGGGCGACGGCGCCAACGACUUCUGCCCCGUGGGGCUGCUGGCGGGCGGCGACGUGGCCUUCCCGCGCCGCGGCUACCCCAUGCACCGGCUCAUCCAGGAGGCGCAGAAGGCCGAGCCCAGCUCCGUCCGCGCCUGCGUGGUGCCCUGGGACACGGCCGCCGACGUGCGCCUGCAUCUGCAGCAGGUGCUCAAGGCGUGCUGAGCCGGCCGGCCGGCAGGGGGCGCGCGCGGGAGGGCUGGCCUGGAAGGACAGCGGGUCCUACCCCCGGCUGUCGCCUUCCUCGUCCGCGCCGCCGCGGCCCUCUGGGGGUGGGGAGCGGGGCCGGAGCCCUCUCUAUCUAUGCAGUUACCCCAGCCCGGAUGCCUCGCCCUGUUCCAUGCCAGUCGGUUCCGGAGUCUGGUCCCGGGAGAGGCAUUUCCAAAGCACCUUGUCUUCCGAACUGGGAGGAGGGGCCGAGAACGGCGUCUCCCUUCUCACAUAGCUUUAACUGCGGGGUGCGAUGGCGCAGGCCAAUCGUCCUGGCUUUCGGGAGGCUGAGACAGGAGGAUCUCUGCGAGCUCAAGGGCUGAGCUGCAGAGCUUUUUGCUUUAGUUGCUGCCUUGGGCCUGCAAAACGUCUCUUAUCUCAAGAGGACCUCAGGACCCCCAAAUCUUCGAGGCCCCUUCAAUCCUGCUUCAGCCAACCCUGCACAAUUUCUGUGCUUGCUAUGCCUUCUUGCCUUCCUCCCUCCACCCCAGCCCCCGCCAGAGGAAAUAAAGCCUGGGGACACCGUCGCCCCCUGGUGGUGGCACGAGGGAGCGCAGGGCCGGGCGGGGACCUCCCACCGUGAGCUAUGCCCCAGGAGCCCCGGACCGCACCAAAGCCGCCCUCUUCCCAUGGGAGCAGAAGCCAUGAUGUUUCCGAGUGGAGCCGGGGGCCCGCCCGCCCAUCCGCUGUGUCCGAGCUAAUAAAGGUGGUGACAGGGACCGA